AUGAUACCUGAUUGGGACAUACGCAUGUGGUCAGAGGAAGUGAUCAACAUUGGUCAGUUCCUGUGGCCGAUGCGAAUUCGUCUCGAAGCUUGGCUGAACAACCAGCGUCCCCUGGUGCACCAGUACAAUUUUUCAGCUGACUGCAUGAUCGAUGACAUCAGCCUGAUCGACUGCGACGAAGAGCUGUAUCACCCAGACUUGUGCCUCAGCAACCGCACCGAGAAAUACCGAUGUAAGCUGAACAAAGUAUGCAUCGAAUGGGACCAGCUGUGCGACAUGUCGGUCGACUGCUACGGAGGCGAGGACGAAGACUCAAGUCAGCACCAAUGCAACAAAGUGCCGCGAGGCGGAAGAUGCGACUUUGAAUCAGACACUUGCGGUUGGUCGACAACGAAAGACGGGGACUUCAAGUGGCUCAGGGCGAAUGCGACCUAUCGUAGGAAUCUGGAGAAGGACGACCCGAUGAUACAACUGGUCUCUGAUCACAGUUUGGGCAACGUUUCCGGUCACUUCAUGUACGUGCAGCAGGGCAACAGCGAGCGAAUGCAAAGGGCGUUUCUGGUCAGUCCCAAGUUUCCGCCGAUGUCCAAAGCGUUGAACGACCCGAAAUCGCCGUACUACCGCCAGUGCAGGGUCCGGUUUUAUUACCAUCACUUCGGUCGCGACUGGCAUUCGGUGUUUCUCUUUGUCGUGACAGCCGACGAGAGUUUCAGGGAAAAGAUAUGGGAAGAGGACAAAGGGUUCCUGUCGGCCGAUCAGCACAGUUACUACUGGCAGAGGGUGUCCGCCGUCAUUCCGUACCAGGAAACCGAGUAUUACCUCCAAUUCGCCGCAAUUCGAAUUGCUGUCUUUCAUGGAGAUUUCGGCCUUGACGACAUCUCACUCACUCCUCAGUGCUUCGUUCAAGCAGACACACGAUCAAACGUUUCGUUCGUUCCUCAGAAGUACAGGUUCACCACCUGUGGGGCUCGCGGAAUUUCUGGCCCAACGCAGGCAAUGUGUGACAAGGAAUACAACGGAACCGGGACGGAAGUGAAGGUGCUUCAAAACCGAAAUCGCCUUGGCAUACAGGUCUGGAAAGUACCAAGCACCGGCGAGUACAGGGUAAGAGCUGCCGGAGCGAGAGGGGGUAAAAUCGUGCCUGACGGCGACCAAGAAUCAGUAUAUCCAAGAAAUGCAGGGACCGUCGUAGAAGCGACAUUUGCACUGACAAAAAACGACCAGAUAUGGAUGAUUGUUGGCCAGGUUGGCUUAGGCUCCUGUACGGAGGAACAUCCUACCUCGACGUGUUCCCGCGAGUCAGCAAAAAAGGAUGAAGCAGAAGGAAGUUAUCCAUCGUACAUGGUCAGUGGCGGAGGCGGUGGAACUGGCGGCACAGACAACUUCAAACAUGGUGGUACGCUUCCACAUAAGAGCCUCGGGCGUUUGUUGACGGGCGGUUUCACAGGUGGCACCUGUCGAACAAAGCAUCCUCUGAAAUACGGUGGGGGCUUUGGCGGAGGUGGUGGCGAUGGGGGCAAUUUCAGCCACGGAGAAGGCGGCUGGUCGAACAGUAUUGACGAGGUGGCGGUGUUCUACGCGAACGCCAACGACGGGCCGGGAGAAGUGAUCAUUUUUCCGUGUUUAGCCGACUGCCCUGAAGACAGCGUAUGCCACUUCCUGAAUGAGAGCCAAGUGUGCAAGUGCGUCAGCGGUGAUAUACUCCUAAAACCAGACUCGGCCUGCCCAAAGCUAGUCAUGAACACCAAUGAUACCAUGGAAUCGAACGCGGUCGCUUUAAAGAGCAAUGAAAUGUUGAUCUACAUUACCGUAAUCAUCAGCACUGGUUUCUUUGUCGCCAUUUUCCUCAUGAUACUUCGUUUCAAAUGCUCUGACCGUCGAAGUUCGAAAAAGUACGGAUACGUGUGUCAUGCCGGAAAUUUACCAAUGGACCAAUUUCUGGGACAAAAUUUUCACUCUGAGUUCAACCCGAACUACGAACUGUUCCGCGUUGAUGAACUACCGUAUGCUAUUAACGAUCUGAAGGAAAUCUCGCGUUCCAGUGUGAAACUUACCCGACCACUUGGUCAAGGUGCUUUUGGAGAGGUGUACGAAGGAAUUCUGUACAGCUCAUCACACGGAGGAAGCAGCAUACCGAUUGCGGUUAAGACCUUACCCGAGUUCGCAACGGAGCAAGCGCAGAUGGAUUUUCACAUGGAAGCCUUGAUAAUGAGCAAAUUCAACCACCCAAAUAUUGUGCAGUUCUACGGCGUCUGUUUCGACAAAAUGCCGCGAUUCAUCGUUUUGGAACUGCUGGCUGGUGGUGACCUCAAGUCCUUUCUCCGAGAAAACAGACCCAAAGAAAGGCAGUCUAGACGGGGAGGUCGCCCGUGCAGAACUGCCUACGCAGAAUUGUUGGACUGGAUCCCUGUCACCUACGAUUUCGUUUUGCCGCGUCACCACAAAGCAGUGGCGCUUGGCAAAUCGGAUUAG
This is a messenger RNA of Soboliphyme baturini, 2472 nucleotides long. NCBI's taxonomy places the organism in Eukaryota, Metazoa, Nematoda, Enoplea, Dioctophymatida, Soboliphymatidae. The record is from the annotation of a GenBank genome assembly.